CCAUAAGAAAAUGCCAAGAAAAAUUUUUCAUUUGAUAGCCGACAUCGUCGAUGGGCCAGCUUCCACCUUAACCAUAGGUUAGUCGCAUGGCGGACGCUGGCUUGACAACACGUACGGCACGGAAGUUCCCGAGUACGACCGACAGAUUGCGAAAGCCUUCAGAAACAACAACCGUCGGCCACAAAUUCCCAACGGUUGACGUACGAAGGGACAUCGAUCUUUCUUCUUUUUUUUCUCUUCGCUCUGGAAUUAAGCUUCCUAAAGGAAGAUCUGUGUGCUGUGAUUUAUCACUCAGGGGGCCGAAACACGCGCAACAACGGACAACCCCACAGGACAGGGGGGUGCUUCUCGUGUCUCGGGAGGAAGGGACGAUAUUCGCUCCCUAUCCACUGAGCAACGCUGGAUCCCUCCUUCAACUGUUAGACGCGAUGCACUCACCCCAGAAAGCAGAAAUGAUCUCAUCUUUAGAAAGGUUCGGGGUAUUCUUAAUAAGCUUACGCCGGAAAAGUUCGCAAAGCUGAGCAACGACCUGCUCAACGUUGAGCUCAAUUCUGAUGUGAUUCUCAAAGGUGUCAUUUUCUUGAUCUUUGAAAAAGCGCUUGAUGAACCCAAGUACAGUUCUAUGUACGCACAGCUGUGCAAACGGCUGUCUGACGAAGCUGCAAACUUUGAACCUCGAAAAGCUCUCAUCGAAAGUCAAAGAAGCCAAAGUACAUUCACAGUUCUCCUCCUUAAUAAGUGCAAAGACGAAUUUGAGAAUCGUUCAAAAGCAAGCGAAGCAUUCGAGAGUCAGGAUGAACUCGGCCCGGAGGAAGAGGAACGCCGGCAGGUGGCCAAGCGAAAGAUGCUUGGCAACAUUAAAUUCAUCGGAGAACUGGGCAAACUUGGAAUCGUAUCGGACUCAAUUUUACAUCGCUGCAUCCAGCAACUACUGGAGAAGAAAAGGCGCGGGGGAUCCAGGGGGGACACCGCUGAGGAUAUCGAGUGCCUCUGCCAGAUCAUGCGUACCUGCGGCCGUAUCCUUGACACGGAUAAAGGUCGCGCACUCAUGGAUCAAUAUUUUAGACGUAUGAAGUCACUGGCAGAGAGCAGCGAUCUUCCUCUACGCAUCAAGUUUAUGCUGCGUGAUGUCAUUGAACUACGCCGUGAUGGCUGGGUACCACGCAAAGCUACUAGCACCGAAGGUCCAAUGCCUAUCAAUCAGAUCCGCAGUGAUAACGAUGAGUCUUCGAGGGGUAAUGGCUUCCAUAGACGAGAGGAUCGCCUCGGAGCUGAGUUUUUAAGGAAGAUGGGACGUGGCGGAUUAGACAUGGACAUGAUCGGAAGUAUUCCACUGACUUCCCCGUCGUUUGGCAUGCCAUCUCCAUUCAGCCCAAAUGGAUUCUCAGGAACAUCCGGGGUUGGUUAUGGCCGCCACAAUCAACGUAACCAACCGGGUUACUAUCAGAACCAGAAUCGUCACCAAAAUAACUAUCAAGGGAAACAUAAUCAACAGCAACAUAACUCGCCGCAAAACUUUAAUAACAGUAGCAAUAAAGAACAAUUACGCUUCAAUAAGAACAAGAUGUUGAUCGGACACCCAGAAGAAGUGUCACUUAGACCGUCAGCUAAUUCUAUGAUGUUUAAACAGACUAACAUCAAUCCCAAUCUACCUCUGAACAGUGAUCUGUUCCCAGGACGAGCAUCAGAAUUACCUCUCUUACGUACCACUACACUGAAGCCCAGUUCACCGUUAUUGCACAAGGAAUUGCCGCCAGCAAUUGUAAUAAAACAAGGUCCGGUAGACAAACGGGAGAAGGCUAGGGACAGAAAGGACAAAGGGAUUUCCAGGGAGGAGAUACUGAAGAAGGUGAACGCGCUGAUGGACGACCUUGCGACACACACGAAUACACAAGAUGCAGUAGCAGCUUUCCAAGAUCUUAAGAUACCCGAACGAUUUUUACGUCAUGCCGUUUACACGUUGUAUUCCAAUACACUGGACCGCGGUGAUUCCGAGCGCGAGCUCGCCGCGAAGCUCGUCGUCGAUUUGGAGAAGGCGGAAGCGAUCGCUGUGCAACAGAUACACGAGGGGUGGAAGGAACUAGUGUCCAAUAUACCAGAAAAAGAGAGUACCGUGCCUUGUGUAGCGUCACACGUAGCCUAUUUGACAGCCAGGGCUAUCGUCGAUAAUUUAAUUCAGUUGACCGACCUUGUCGCCGUCACGGAGAACGGCCAGCACCACCCAUUGUUUUUACUCACUCUUCAGCAGCUGCAUAAAAGCCAAGGCAAAGCGAGGCUCACGCAGAUCUUCAACGAGAGCAAGGUGAAUCUUAUUAGCCAACUACCGGAGGCGGACAAGACGAAGGAGAGAUUGGCGGAAAUUCUAGAAGACAGAGAGCUGACCUUCCUUUAUCCGCUUCUCAAGAUCCAGGGAGACAUCUGGCGUCAAUUAGAGUACGACCCGAACCCCAAUACUCUAUACAAAUGGAUCAAGGAAAAGCUAGAACCCUCGCAUCAUACUGAUUCAGAGUUCAUUAAUGCUUUGAUGAACGUUCUUCUCAAAUACAUUACACAGGNAACAAUAUUGGCACCUGGCGUUGAUCCAUCUAACGUAGGCAAAGCAGUGAUAGAUAAGGAAAAGGCAUUACUGGAUAAAUACGCACGCUUGAUGCGCUCGCUCUUUGUCGAUAUAGAGUCUCAAACGACAGCUCUCCAUGCGCUUCAAGCAUUUUGGUUCUCGCACAAUUUUCCAAAAGGGAUGCUACUGCGAUGGUUCGACGGACUUUACCGACUAGAGGUGAUCGAGGAGGAUGCCUACUUCAAGUGGAAGGAGUGCGUCACCGACGCUUACCCAGGCAAAGGCAAAGCAUUAUUUGAGGUGAACGGUUGGUUGACGUGGCUAGAUACCGCGUCCACAGAGGAGGAAAGCGAUGAUCAUAAUGACGAUGACGACAACAACAAAAACUACCGAAUGCAAAAGCUCUGAGAAGGGAAUUACGCUGUUCAGGCUACUACCUAUAAUUUGGAAUAGGGUUUUACUAUUUAUAUUUAUAUAUAUGUAUAUGUAUAUAUAUAUGUGUAUAUAUACAUGUAUAUAUACACGUGCAUAAAUACAUACAGCCACACAUACAUUUACACAUACAUACAAACACGUGCGUGCAUACAUAUACAUAUAUACAUAUAUAUACAUAUAUAAAUAAUAUUACUGGACCAGGCGGUUUCAGUUUACUAAUUGAGUUGUCUCUCCAUCCAAUGCCACACAAACGUCUUGUUAGUCUGUGUCAAACCCUCGCGCAAACAAUGAGAAGAGGAGAGGAAGGGAGAUAGAUUGAUGAUGAUGAGGAGGAGGAAGUGGAGGAGGAGAAGGAGGAGAGGACUAAUUAACGAUCGAAUUGUCCGACAGAGAGAAGAGAAGAGCUGGGGAAUUAAUAUUAGAUAUGAUUUUGUUCGCAGCCAAUCGAGUGGUUUGCAACAGACAUUUAAUCGAAGCAAGAAGUUUUAGAAUGUUUUUAGAUAAUUGAAUAUUCAAUAUGAUUUACAAUCAUAUCGGGCCAGCAGAUAUCAGCAUAUAUAAAUGAUUCACACACAUACACACAAACACACGUGCAUACACAUUUCAGACGUGCGUGCGAGCGUACGCCGCUGUAAUCGACGUCGGUGGAAAAAAGAAAAGAAAGAACGAAAAAAAAGAAAGAAAGAAAGAAGGAAAGAAAGAAACGGAGAAAAACAAAAUGAAUUUAGUCUGGUGAUUUGUGUUGUCAAAGUUUUUGUCUAGUAUUGUGCAUGUGUCACGUUUUUUGUACGUCUUUUUGUCCGCGGCACCGCAGUGAGUCGCUUGUUAUCUCUGUGUACCAGCUUUUACAUUUAUUAUGAAGAAUUAUUAUUAUUAUUAUUAUUAUCUAUUAUCUAUUAUUAUUAUUAUUAACUAUUAUUAUUAAUAAUAUUAUUAUUAUUACUAUUA
Messenger RNA from Nomia melanderi (Alkali bee), 3940 nucleotides. NCBI's taxonomy places the organism in Eukaryota, Metazoa, Arthropoda, Insecta, Hymenoptera, Halictidae. The record is from RefSeq and is a predicted model, not a curated record.